CACCCCGCGGUCCUCCCCCAACCACCGCUCCUCCGCUCGUGCUGAUGGCGGCGGCGAUCCGGUCCCUCCUCCGCAAGGCGGCGCCGUCCCUCGGCCGCAUGUCGCCGGUGGUGCAGGGGCUUUCGCCGGCGGCGCGCCUCCUCUCAACGACGGGGGGACAAGUGGCUUAUUCUGAUGAUGAUAAAACGCUGGCCAAACAGCGUGAGGAAAUAAAGCGCAUGACUGCUGAGUUUGAUGCGAGCAUGCUGGAGAUCCGCAAGAAUUUGGAUGCUAUGGAUGAAAUUGAGAGGCGGAGUGCGGAGGACUAUGAGAAGUUCCGUAAGAAGCUAAACAAUAUUGAGAAAGCAUGCAAUGUUGCUUUGAUCGUGCUGGUGCCUAGCACUGUUCUGCUUUUUGUCACUGUAGUAUCAUCUCUAUUAGUUGGUUAUAAGAAACCCUUAUUUAACUAGUGGGUUAAGAAACCCUACCUUCAGAACUCUAUGUGUUGUAGUGAUCCAGCUUUGGACUUUGCAUUGCAUCUUAAUGAACGCAUAAUGGUGAGCAGACUCGUUAUAUUUUCAGUUC
Messenger RNA from Triticum dicoccoides, 564 nucleotides. RefSeq lists its product as uncharacterized. The coding region runs from base 45 to 449 and encodes 134 amino acids. The transcript has 3 exons. The record is from RefSeq and is a predicted model, not a curated record. Lineage: Eukaryota; Viridiplantae; Streptophyta; Magnoliopsida; Poales; Poaceae.